This is a messenger RNA of Sus scrofa (pig), 12429 nucleotides long. It is a transcript of the gene PLXDC2, whose product is annotated as plexin domain containing 2. Lineage: Eukaryota; Metazoa; Chordata; Mammalia; Artiodactyla; Suidae. The record is from RefSeq and is a predicted model, not a curated record.
GAAAUUCAGGGGGCCUUCUGUUCCUUUAAACUCUCGCUUUCGCUCCCGCUGACACUUCGCAGCGGCCGCGGCUGGACCAGGCUACCGCGCUCCCUUCGUCCUUCCACCCGCCCGCGGGUCUGGGGUCCGAAGGGGCUGCGCAGGUACAUUUUUCCUGCCUCCGGACCUCAGACUGCUGCAGCUCGAGCCUUCCCAGGGGCUGCCCAUCCCUCCGGCUGCGAGCGAGGACGCACGCCCUGCAUCGGGCGAAGAAAAGAAGAAAAACUUGUCGGAGGGGUUUCGCCAGCCCACAGUAACCCCCUUCCCGCAAACCCGAAUCUUCCGCGGGGCCAUCCCAAGACUGGGGAAAGUUCCGAAAGCCCUCUCGGAUUUGGAGGAGGCACCCUAGCUGACUGUGGAAUUAGAUCUGUUUUGAACCCAGUGGAGCGCAUCGCCGCGGCUCGGAAGUCACCGUCAGCGGGCACCGGGGUGGCGCUGCCCGUGCGGAGCGGAGAGUUUGCCAGCUCCGGCUGCAAGUGGCCUUUCGCCUCCGCAGUUGCUAGUCUGUGUCUGGAGUGAGGGCUGUGAGUGUUGUGGCAAGUUGUGAAGAGAGACCUGGAGGUCCGGAGAAGACUGCGCUCGCCUCGCACUUCCUUUUUUCUCUUCUUGGCUCCCGGGCGUGAAGUCUGAGCGAAUUUUACAAAGGCCUCUGCGUCCUGCCGGGACCGGUCCGCAGCGUUCGGCCCCGCGGUCCUCAUUCCCAACCGGAGCCCCGGAGCCCCGGGCGCCCGGGAAGGACUGGCGGGGAGGGGGAGGGAGGUCGCGGCGGCGGCAUGGCGAGGUUCCCGCGAGCCGACCUGGCAGCUGCAGGAGUUGUGUUACUUUGCCACUUUUUAAUGGACCGGUUUCAGUUCGCUGCAGGGACGCCUGGAAACCAAGUCCACGAUUGGCACUAUCAAAUUGCUCAGGCCUCCCCACAAACAGAAGAGGAGGUGGAAGUGGACUCACAUGCAUACAGCCAUCGAUGGAAAAGGAACUUGGAUCCUCUCAAGACAGUAGACUCAAACCGAGCCAGCGUGGGCCAAGACUCUCCAGAGCCCAGAGGCUUCACUGACCUGCUGCUGGACGAUGGGCAGGACAACACCACCCAGAUUGAGGAGGACACAGAUCAUAACUACUAUAUAUCUCGGAUAUAUGGUCCAUCCGAUUCUGCCAGUCGGGAUCUGUGGGUGAACAUAGACCAAAUGGAAAAGGACAAAGUGAAGAUUCAUGGAAUAUUGUCCAAUACUCAUCGGCAAGCUGCAAGAGUGAAUCUGUCCUUCGAUUUUCCAUUUUAUGGCCAUUUCCUACGUGAAAUCACUGUGGCAACUGGGGGUUUCAUAUACACUGGAGAAGUUGUGCAUCGAAUGCUAACAGCCACACAGUACAUAGCACCUUUAAUGGCAAAUUUUGAUCCCAGUGUAUCCCGAAAUUCAACCGUCAGGUAUUUUGAUAAUGGCACAGCACUUGUUGUCCAGUGGGACCAUGUACAUCUCCAGGAUAAUUACAAUCUGGGAAGCUUCACCUUCCAAGCAACCCUCCUCAUGGAUGGCCGCAUCAUCUUCGGAUAUAAAGAAAUCCCUGUCUUGGUCACACAGAUAAGUUCAACCAAUCACCCGGUGAAAGUGGGACUGUCAGAUGCCUUUGUCGUCGUCCACAGGAUCCAGCAAAUUCCCAAUGUUCGAAGAAGAACAAUUUAUGAAUACCACCGAGUAGAACUACAAAUGUCAAAAAUCACCAAUAUUUCAGCUGUGGAGAUGACCCCAUUGCCUACCUGUCUCCAGUUUAAUGGUUGUGGCCCCUGUGUAUCCUCUCAGAUUGGCUUCAACUGCAGCUGGUGUAGCAAACUUCAAAGGUGUUCCAGUGGAUUUGAUCGCCAUCGUCAGGACUGGGUGGACAGUGGAUGCCCUGAAGAGUCAAAAGAGAAGAUGUGCGACACCACAGAGCCAGUAGAAAGUUCUACUCAAUCCACCACAACCACAGGAGCAACAACCACACAAUUUAGGGUCUUGACAACCGCCAGAAGAGCAGCGACUUCCCAGCCACCCACCAGCCUGCCCACAGAAGAUGAUACCAAGAUAGCUCUACAUCUAAAAGAUAAUGGAGCCUCUACAGAUGACAGUGCCGCCGAGAAGAAAGGGGGGUCCCUUCACGCUGGCCUCAUCGUUGGAAUUCUCAUCCUGGUCCUCAUUAUAGCUGCAGCCAUUCUCGUGACGGUCUAUAUGUAUCACCAUCCAACGUCAGCGGCGAGCAUCUUCUUUAUUGAGAGACGCCCAAGCAGAUGGCCUGCGAUGAAGUUUCGAAGAGGUUCUGGCCAUCCUGCCUAUGCUGAAGUUGAACCAGUUGGAGAGAAAGAAGGUUUUAUUGUAUCCGAGCAGUGCUAAAACUUCUAGAACAGAACAGCACCAGUGCUGGCUUACAGGUGUUAAGACUAAAAAAUUUGCCUAUACCUUUAAGACACACACACACACACACACCACACACACACACACACACACAGGAGCCCUAAGCUGCUGUAGCUGGAAGGAGAUGAGAUUUCUGGACAAGUCCAACCCAGGAAGGGUAAAAAAACAAAACAAAACAAAACCUAAAUCUUAUGCAGGAUACUAUUUACCACUGAACAUAGAAUUCCCUAGUGGAAUGACCUCUCUAGUUCACUCAGAACAUCUCCUGUGGACUUUUCAGAACUAUUACAGUGCUGUUGGCUUAAGGUGCAGGGUUGCAAAGGGAUCGAGAAAAAAAAUAAUAAUAAAGCUUUAGUUCACAAGAGAUCUACACCUUUGGUUCACAUAUUCUUCUCUGAUAACUAUGUUCCAAAGCCUGAACCCAUUUACUCCAAAGAGCAAUGCCGACUCUUUCAAGAUGGCCAAGAAGAGUAGCCGAUGCAGGAGCCAAAACAAACACAAAAUAGCAGACUUUCUGUCUUUUCACCAGACCUGUGGCUAAAGGAUUUUGUCUUUCUGGUCUAGAUCCACCUAUUCCAACAAGUUCAUUACUUUACAGGGUGAAAUCUUUUCUCUGCCUCUCUCUUCCUUGUUACCAAACACCCUAGAUAGAGAUGAGCUGUGACGAUUGGCCAGACUUGUAGCUAAGUGGUAGGAAGGAGAGAGGCUUUGGGUUCUCCUGCCUCCAAAUAAAACAUCUGAUUUGUUUCAUGGAGCAUUGCUUCCGCUUCCCAACUGUGAAGUCCUAUGAAGCCGCAGUUGCUCUUGGCUGAAGGAAACAAAAGGAAACAAUACAAAGAGUUCCUUAAUCGGUUUUGAGGCAAAAUCGUUAAGCGAUUCUAAACAUAUGGGUUUGUUGUUGUUGGGUUUUUGGUUUGUCUUUUUUUUUUUUUUUUUUUUUUGCUUUUUUCUGUUUCAGUAUGAAAGGCCCAUUUCAUUGUCGAUUCCUCUCUAAGAAGCCGGUCAAGUCAGCAUAUUCCUGCCGUUAAAAAGAAUGAAAGAACCCUGCUGAAUCAUACAGUAAUUUUCUUUAAAGCACAUAGUAGUUACAUAAAUAUAUAUAUAAAUAUAUUUUUGUUUAUGACUAACACAAGGCAGGCUCUUGUGAUCUCAGAGUGCAUUUUGUCCUCAAGACAAAACAAAUGCGAGAUGCAGUUCUGCAUACUUCCACAGAGUUGUAAAAUAAUCCUUAAUAUUAGAAUAUUUUUAUGUCCCUUAGCGAAAGAGGUUCAAUUAGUUGCAGUGCCAAUCACUUUCCUGCCUAUUUGAGCCGCUCUCCCAUUCAUAUCAACCCCUUCCCUCCCUGGUGAAAUCAAGCAGAUGCAAAAGGCUCCUUAGAUGGGAUCUGUCAUUUGCCCUGUAAUCACAAUCCAGACUUUGAAACUUCCCCAUGAGUGAAGACAGGAAAGACUUCCCCGGAGGAGGAAUGUGGUUAAUGUAUCUACUGAGCUCCUAAAGUUUAAAUUCAGGUACUGUGUGUACAAUUUCAUCAACAUCUCGACCCAUGAAACUGACAUCCUGUGCCAAGAAGCUGUUGGUUCUCGCAGGCACCGUGUACAACAUUUGCAGAUUCAGGUAUCAAGAAGCAGAGAUGUCUCGAAAGCAGCACUUUACUAACAGCUUAGUAUCUGUACACAGUGUCUAGAAUGAAUGACAUCAGUCCACUGACAGUGUCAUAUUUUAUCGUCACAAUCAUCUAGUGUAAACUUGUGCCAUUUUCCAUCAAGUGUAUUUUACUUUACAUUUCUAAGUACCUGAUGAGGGUGAUAAUUUUUUCCUAACCUGCUUAGUAACUGCAAAAAAAAAAAAAAAAAAAAAAAAGAAAAAAAUUGACAAGCAAGGUGAUUAAAGGACGUGAUGACAAUCUCUCUGCUAAAGCCACGUUCCGUUUAUAUGAAAUAACCCAACUUAUUUCUUGUGGAGUAGGUUUGGUCAGUUAGCAAUAACCAAAUGACUUGCCAACGUAACUGGUGCAACGGGUAUUCUACAAAGACAUAAGGAACACACAGACGAUUCCUUGUAGGAUAAGAUGAUGCUUCUUCUUUCACUUGCUUUUGUGUUAGGAGUGGGCUUCCAAUAGCGGGUGAUUGAUAGUUAUAUAAAUUCUGCAUAUAUAUAUAUAUAUACAUAUAUAUAUACACGCACAUAUAUCCAACUCCUUCUGCAGUUCUGUGAAGUAGUGAUGUUAUCUUUAUUUCUUUCAAAGCUUCUCUUCCGUUUUUGAUUCAAAAAAUUGACAAUUCUGUAAGAUAACCUUAAACUCUCUGAAUUGCUUGGUGAAUUGGAACAGCAAGUUAUAAGGAAAACUUUUCGGAAGUAAAAGGCUGCUGAAGUGUGGGAAAACAUCCUAACCAGUCCAGGUGUUAGAGUUGGUAACCUCUGUUGUUUGUCACUCUUUCAGUGGUAGGGAGAGAGGCUGACUGAACCUGUUUUUGUUGUUGUUGUUGUUGUUGUUGUUGUUUUUCACGAAACUCUCACUCUGCUUUAUACUUCUGGCUUGUUCUUGGUGCCCAUUUACUGAGGAGGAAGGGUCAACUUACACAGAGUUUCUGGAAAUUCAGAAUGGCCCCUGAUGAUGUGGACUUUACACGUAGUAUAUAUUAGAAAAUGUGCAUCUGUCCAUCACAAUAUACUAUGAACACAGUAAGAGAGAAUAACAAACAUUUUACAGAUUAAGACUAGCAAAGGAGCACAUACACACUUCUGGAGAAAUCAGCUAAAUGGUGCUAGAGAGGAAGUUAGUUAUGUCAUCUUAAUUAUUUGUAAAAAUAUUCAGUGAAUAGGUACAAGUAUUAAAAGUCAAGAAAAAGGUCUGCAGCCAACAAUGUUGGUUUGUUUACAAAAGGUUUGGACUUCAAGAUAUACUAACAAAUAGAAAACUAAGAUAAAUAGUAAAUUAUAAUUUACCCCCAAUUGUUAUUUUAGUUUGAGACACCCAGGGCAGUUGCUCAGCUCUCUUAGAAGUUUCGAGAGCUUUGCUGUCCCACACACUAUCCACUGGUCCACUGUAGCUAUUUAGUAUUUAAUUAAUGUUAAAUAAAAUAGAAAUUCAGUUCUUCCGUUGCACUGGCCAUAUUUCAAGCACUCAAAAGUCACAAGUGGCUUGUGGCUACUACCGUAAUAGACAAUACCGAAAAUCCCGGUCAUGGCAGAAAGUUCUGUUACACACGGCUGUAGAGGUCCUUCCUUUUAAAAUACCCUCUCCUUGAAGAAAUGGAAGAAGAGAAAAAAUAGAUUUGGUAUUUCUUGGGCCUCAAUGUUUUUGAUCUCAGAGAGGCAGUGUGGAGUAAUGAAAAGAAUACCAGCUGACUCAGCUUUAAGUCUCCACUGUGUUAUCAUGUGGGACAAUCACUAUAACUGCCGUGAGUCUCAAUUGGCAAGUUUGGAAAAGAAAAAUGUUUUUGUCCUGUAUUCCUUGAAGGUCAUUAUCAUGCAGACUGACCAAAUGUAUAGAUGGACAAACUUUUAAAACCUUAUGUCAACAUAACCCACAUAAAGCACCUCUAUUGGCCUGGUACCAGCACAAAUGUGCAUUCUGAGGGGGGAAAAAAAAGCCCCUCCAUCCUAAAAGCCUUCCAAGACAGAUCAAUGCAGUUCUUGAGAACAUGCCAAAGGAGGAUACACUCAAACCAUACAGCAAAAUUGCUUAAAUUCCUUUUCUCCCAUAUUAACGUUUUCUCUUCCUGUUUCCUCGGCGUGCCAUCUGUCCCAAUUAUCUUUCCUCUCCCACGACAAAGCCCCAUGUGUGCAUUCUUCAUCUGGCUCAGUUCUCCGUCUCUCCGUCGUGUAGCGUCUCUGAGCCUCUCUGGUUUCCACUGAUUUCCCCGUGUGCUCUUCACAACAAAGAGAAGGCCCAGGAGCUGACCAGCAGACUUCUCUUUGGAAGAAAGUACGUCAAACAAAUAAUUUCAAAGAUUUAUUUUAUCCCUGGAAUGCAAAUGUAAGGGGCUGUCACCUUAAAACAUCAAAAUCUGUGGAACUUCAUUUUAAAUGUAGAAACUUGCACAUGCAGACUAUAUGAAAGAAAUUAAAUUUUGCUAAUAUUCAGAUCAUACAUAUUUUCAGAUUAGUAUAAUUUAUUUAGUUGAGGCCUUUUUUUAAAAAUCUUAUGUCUUAAUUUUAAGGGCAUAUCAAUUUGGUACUGCCCUUAGUGUCUAUUGCCUAAAAUAAUAAAAAACAGUUUUGCUAGAACCCAUGCCUUGAUUCAAGACACUCCCAUGAUAAGAAAUUAAUAUUUAAAUAACUAACUGGAAAGUAGAUUCUGUGGUUAUGGUGUCCUCCUCCUUUGAAAUGUAGUUUUUGCUUUGUAUGUCUUCAGACAUUUUUCAGAUAUUUUAUGAAUUCCCAAAGGUUGCUCUUGCUUUCACUUUCCCAACCCACCCCCAGCUUAUGGUACCAACAUCAAGACGCCAGAAUCUGGGAGGUCAUGUGAUCUGACUCUUCAUUUGUAGAUCAGAAAAUUGAGGCCCAGAGAGGUAUAGUAGUUUUCCCAGAAUUAGAACUGUGUUUUGAACUUGAAACUCCUGGCUGGUCCUUUCUGUUCCGAUUCUCUUUGCCUACACCCCUUCCCCAGCAUUUAAGGCUAACCAAGCAGCUUAGAAGGCAGAGUCCAUCUAAAUCAAACUCGAUUUGUUGUACUGACUCUGCUCUGUCCUAUAAUAGAGAAUAUUGGACCAAUCUUCCUCUAUCACAUGGCUGUCUUAAGACAUAUCAUGUGGUGUUAUUUCGGUGUUCCCUUCGUGGCUCAGCGGUUAACAAACCCAACUAGGAUCCAUGAGGAUGCGAGUUUGAUCCCUGGCCUUGCUCAGUGGGUUAAGGAUCGCGCAUAGCUGUGAGCUGCAGUGUAGGUUGCAGAGAUGGCUCUUGAUCCCACUUUACUGUGGCUGUGGCAUAGGCUGGCAGCUAUAGCUCUGAUUCAACCCCAGCCUGGGAACUUCCAUGUGCCAUGGGUACAGCCCUAAAAGGCCAAAAAAAAAAAAAAAGUGUCAUUUUUAUAACUACCAGGAAUUUCAAGUUCUGGCUAUUCCAGGGUGCUUAUUUGGUUUGGCAUGCUCCUUUUCCUCUCCCCUUCCUGUGGCCAUUUACGUUAGCUCUGCUGUUUCUCUUGUGCCACUUAACAAUUGUUCUGCCUUUGUUUCAUUUCUUUCCAAAUGUACCUGAAAAACUAAUAAUCUUCAUAAGAGGUCAUAGCAGGCUUUCUUAUCAAAUUAUCACAAUUCUCCUUUGCUUUUAAACUAUUUGAACGUAAGUUUUUUUGAGCAAAUACUAUGAGGUCGUGGAAUCACCUCUUAUAUACUCCUGUCUCCUUGUGUUUGUAAAGCACUUUAUAUUUUACAGAGCACUUUGAUUCAUUUCUUUAUUUGUUCAUUCAUCCCAAUUCACUUAAAUAUUUAUUGAGCACCUACUGGAACCAAGUUCCUGUGCUCAAUCUUGUGAAAUACAGACAGUGAGAGAUGAGGCAUGUCUGCUGAUCAUUGUAAUAUGGUGAAAUCCUCAAACACAGCUUUGCAAAUUGUUGGGAUCGAUAUGACUCCAUCCAGUUUCCACUUCCAGUUUCUAUUCUACUUAGAUAGAGAACUAUCAAGUAUUUGCCUGAAGGAUGUUUCUGAAAUAUGAUACAUCAUUGCACAUCUCUGCUGCUUGCUCUGUUUCAAAUGAGCUGUUAAUUUCAUUUAUGAGAAGCAAAAUUACUCAUCCAAAGUUGUCCCAGACCCAAGAAGACUCUCUGGGUCACUUGAGUUCUUCCUGGCCAGAUGUAAUAGUUCACCAUCUCCUACUAUUUCUGUUGUGGCUUUAGGAAUUAUCAACAUCAUUAUCUCAAGGUCUUCCGGAAGCACCAGUGGAUCAAAGAAGCAUUUGCACUUUACAUGUGUAUAGCUGUUUGUCAUUUAUGAGCCUCGGCACUGUUGACACUUGGGCUCCAUAAUUCUCAGCUGGGGAUGGGCUGCUGGGAGUGGCCCCUUGCAUUAUAGGGCGUUGGGCUGCUUCCAGGGCUUCCAUUGACUACGUGACAGUAGCUCACAUACACGCACCCCAGCUGUGACAACUGAAGAUGUCUCCAGACAUUCCCAAAUGUCCCCUGGGGUGAAACUGGGGAAAAUACUGAAUUAUUUAGUGGAAAAAAAAUAUAUCAGGAGAAAAAAAGAAACGUUUCUCUUAUCACUUCAUCUUUAUCAUAGGCCUUUUUAUUUAUAGUAAGACUUGACAUCAUAAACUCUUUGAAUUAGAAGAGAUUUUAAAAAUCACGAGUUCAGCCACAAUCCAACAUUAUCCUCAUUUAUUUCUCCACUUCUCAGUCUUACAAAUGUAUUGAGAGAAGGUCAGAAGACUAGUUGUCUCUGGAACUGAGACCUGACCUUCCCCUGGCGAGAGGUAAGGCUGUUUGGUGUUUACCUUUCGCCCCUGAAGUAGCUGCUGCAGUGAUUUUUGCUUCGGUGGGGAACAUCUCAGAGAUCUUGAGGAGUUUUGAUUAUUUCACAAGUCUACAAAUCUUGCUCCACCAUCUUUGCUUUCAAAAUGUGCAUGGAAGUUGAAGUUUGAUACAUCUAGUUUUAAGGAUAUCUGGAUGAGCUUUCUAUUUCCUUUUUUUUUUUUUUUUUUUUUUUUAGCUUUCUAUUUCUGAUACUGAUUUUUUUUUUUUUAAUUGUCCCUCUUUGGGAAAAAAAAAGAAAUUUAACUGUGCCAAGUAGUUGAAAGUUGGAAAUGUCUGAGUUGAAAUAUCUAAAACUGCCAAGCCAAAGUUUCUGCUGAUUUGAUGUGCCUUAUGUUGGUUUUCCUGUAGGGUCAGUGAUUCCCUAUAAAUAACCCUAUGUUUUGUACUUGUGUCUAUUCUGCACCAAUUGGAAAAGUUGGAGAAGUUAUAAAAGACAAUCUGUUAUGAAUACGCCUAGAAAUAACAACAAACCCCAACUAGAAUAUCAGGUCUCCCUCCAUGCCUUUGCUGAAAGACCAACGCAGACUUUGGAAACAUUCUUAAUUAUUUAAUACAAGUUGCUAAUAUGGACACACAAUUGAAAGCUUUGAUUACAAAGUCUAAGGCGAUAGAAUAUAUUGACAAGCAUAUCCAGAGUGGCCUCUCUAAGGACUAUCUUGGAAAUCAGAAAACUCCAACCCAGGAGGUCCCUUAGUGUGUGUAUAUAUAUAUUCCUUCUCUACUACUGUCAUAGACAAUAUAGUGAUAUGAAAGGUUUUUAUUAGGUUGAUCUUCUAAUUUCAACUUAAAUUGCAACACAUCUGCCUAAUUAUUGCCCGGCAUACCUUUUAAAAGUGCCCACUGCUCUCACAACAGUUAUCGCAGAGGAGCAAGAUGAUAAUUGUUCAAGUAAAAUCGUCAACUUUCCUGAAUCAGUUCUCCAAACAAAUUUAUGGAAGAGAGCAUCACUGGCUUUUCAAUGUAACUUCUUGUUAAUUUCCAGAUCACUGUCCAUACUGAAAGAAUCACAGUUACUUUAAAUCCAGAAUAAAACGCUGGAAAAAAAUUUAUGCAAAUCAUAUGCUGGUGCUCAUCUUUUUCUAAUUUCUAUAGGAUUUAUUAUCAUUUGAGAAUUACUAAGAAAAAAAUGUGUCUCUUAAUAAAGUAAAAAAAAUUUGACUUGGCAGAUGGUGAUAUAUUCAUUUUGAUUCCAGUUGAAAAACCUCAGUGAUUUCUCUCAUUACCACUGGAGUGUUGAUUUAAAAAAAAAAAAAAAAAAAACAGGUUCUCUCUUCCCUAGCAUUGCAGAAAUAUGUGUUUUCAUGACCAAUAUAUCACUUGUUAAUCACGCAGCUAUAAACCUUUUGUGCCUAUCAACGAGAUUCAUAGCAUGAAACUAAUUUUAGACCAUUUGCUAUGUGGGAAGAAGUAUAGGGAUGGGUGGGUGAGGAUGAUUCAUGGGAAAAAAUAAAGAUCAAAAUAUGCCAUCAAGCAGGAUUUUCAGCUUCUUCAGAGCACUGUGCAAAUAAAUAUUCAAUGAAGAUCAGCUCAAAUUUAAGUCAUCCAGACUUGGAGACACUGGGGCACAGAUCCUGCCAGUUAUGCUAAGAAGCAUAUGACAUACAGGCAGUGAAGGAUGUUCCCAUUUAAUCUAAAACCCAGCCAUCUCCCCCCUGAACCUCUUCUAGGGCACCAAUCCUGAACUCAUUAAGGCUUUUGCUGCAGGGAAUUGGGCUACUUCUGGGCACGUAAGGACCAAAGAGAGACUUUUCAUUUAUCACCCUCUGACCUGCAAAGCAUGACUGUGUUCUUUGGUUCCCUUAUGCCAGAGACCAUGAGACAGCCCCACACAGGCAAUAAAGUACAAUAAAAAUAAAAAUCAUUUUCCUGAGGAAAGGCUAAGAGAAAGUACUUUCAUCUGCUCACCCUGAGCUGGCUCUCUGUGAAGUUUGACCACCUUGGGACCUAGACUCCAUAUUAUUGUCUAGACAUCGUGGUCCUGUCUGAGCAAACAUUUUAAAAAGUAAUCGAACAAAAAUAUAUUCCGAGGGUCAUAUUUUUAGUAGGGAAAUAAAACCUCAAAUUAGGUGUCUUCCACUAGGCUACUCUGAAAAUACCAUCAGGCAAAGUCAGCCACCAAAAACUGUUAAAAUCAUUUUAGGGAAACGAAUUAAGUUUCUCUAGACAUACAUAUUUUGUGUUUAUUACAACAAAAUCUCAGGUCCCUAGCUGAGAAGGGGAAAGUCCUUUCAUUGGUUGGUCAAAACAAAUCUCUCAUUUGCCUCAUUUGAGGCAUUUGGACGGUGGCUGGGAAGUACAUUAUUUUCCGGGGGGGAAAAAAGAGACAGCCUUUUUCUGCAUGCCAGCUGGGAUCAUGGGAACUUCCAGUGCCAGGAAUGUACUACUGUUUCUGGUAAUUCUGCUCAUAGUCAUUUGAAACGCUGAAGGGUGAAAGGAGGAGAAGCCGGGCACCCAGGGGCUGUCUGUGUGUUAUGCCAGUUGCACCAGUGCACAGAAUAUUUGUCAAUGAAUUUCCAAGUGGGUAUAACUGCACCCUUUGUCAGCAUCACAAAGCUCACUGUGGAGCUGCUGAAAGAGGACACCGGGGGCGGGGGGGAAUCUGACCCUCUAAACCCGGUCAGCAACCAACCAAAGGAAAGACUGGGUGAGCCCGGCCCGCUGCCAGUUCGCUUCUGUUUUCCACAGCCUUGGACUUCACAUCGAGGACGUGUCUGUCAGGUGAAAGUUAAUUUGGCGGAGGUUUUCCAAAACUUGGUUUAAUACCUGGAAAACUGCGCACGUUGAAUUGACCCCAGUCCUCCGGUCUCAUUUCUAUUUCCUUGGUCAUGUCCAUGAAACACUGGAGACCGCAUUUAUUUUAUUUUUUUCACGGUAAGAUAAUGUCCACCUACUUCCUGAUGACCUCAUGCUUGACAUACCUGAACCUGCAAAUGUAAAAAUGAUUGUAUCUGACUUUGCACUAAUGGUGUCUGAUAGCAAAGUCCUUUAUGGGACGCCUCUGUUUAAAUUCAGUCAUGCAGAUGCUGCAUGACUUCCACAGGCUUCUCUUUGAUUUUCACUGUAAGAUUAAUUACCUAAGUUUGAAUGUAUUUCCUUAUAGUCCAUCAAUUUGCCAUCUAUCGUUUACCUGGGGAACCUUAGGAUUGCAAUAAUUCAUUAGAGAUGUCCUCACACAGCUUCUUCAACCAAGUUUUUCUGCAUUUCUUCGGGUUCUGCUUAGAGUAUGUGGGAAAGCGUGUGUUCUGCUUUUUGUUUUUUUCCUAGUGAUGAUUUUGUAAGAAAGCCAGUGUAUCGACUGCCACAGUGACACGAUUCAUCUUUUAGGGUCUGGAAGCUGGUGGUGACCAAAUGCUAUGUGUGUUCUCUCUGUCAAUUGCUAUUUUCAGAAUUAAAUCAUGUUUUUCUCACUUUCGAUUGGAGUCAACACAUUUGGGAUUUCUCGAAGGGGGCGAAGGGAGCAAUUUGUGUAACACUGCUGUCAUAUUUGACUACAUAUUAAAAACAAUAAAUGAUCCUUUUGUUUUAAUUUCUUAA